UGCAUCGCGUGCAUUCCUCCCGAGGAUUAGGUCGCACUAGUAACGGUCUGGCACCGCCACGGUCCAGACGGGAAGAAUCCAUGAAAGUUUACAGUCCUGAAACACCUGGCGCACAAUGGAAGAGACUACUUCUACGCCGCCCAAGAAAAAGCCUAGAUCAAAAACCAAGGACAGGACUUCCGAUACUGAGGUUCUGCGCGAAAAGUCAAAAUCAAAGGCAUCAUUGAAGGACAAGACAUCGGAAUCUGCUGAUCUGCCGCCUCACGGAAAGCGCUCAAAGUCAAAGUCCAAGGAGCGGGUGACCGAAUCAGGCGCUAGUGAUCCUGGUGAAAAGCCGAAAUCGAAAACGAAGUCCAAAGCUCCCGAUUCAGCGGCUUCACAAGGAAAGUCAAAAUCAAAGACAUCAUUGAAGGACACGACAGCAGAGUCAGCAGAUCUGCCAACUGAGGAAAAGCCGAAGUCGAAGAAAAAGGCCAAGUCGUCGGAAUCAGCGAUUUCGCAGGACAAGAAAUCAAAGCAAAAGACUACCGACGAGACAGCACAGUCUGCAGAUUCCCCGCCCGUUGAAAAGUCAAAGAAAAAGAAGACAACCGACCCUGCUUUGUCGCUUCGCGAUGAAAAGGAAUCGAAAUCAAAGAAGUUGGAACGUGAGAAACAGCCAACGAAACCAAAGCACAAGGUGGCUGCAGCAGCACCGAUGGCUGCGGCUGCUGUCGAAAAGCCUGCGGACGUAACAACGCAGGAAUCAACUGCGGUGGUGUCUACAGCAAAGGCAUCGGAAGUCACUACAGCGGCCAGUGACGUACCCCCGGUUCCUAAGAAAAAGGAGCCAUCGGACAAAGGACUGCCACCUGUGGUGUACGGUGCUAUAGGAGCAGCCUUGGUUGUCAUUUUACUCCUGGCGUUGUUCGGGUUGUACUGGGUCAUCAAGCGAAACGUGCACGGUACAAAACCAGGUGCCACAGAAUCUGUUCCAGGCCCCGGCAUUAUGACCCCGCCAGGCGAAACCACAGGCGAUCGAUCAACAACGAAACCAGUCACCCACGCUCCAGCUCCCCCUCCUCCUCCCCCACCUCCUUCCCGUCCCCCUCCACCGCCUCCUCCUCCUCUGCCUCCCCCUCCUUCUCCGCGUCCACCCGCUCCGCCGCCACCGCCUCCCCGUCCUCCACCUCCACCUUUACCACCUCCUCCUCCUCCUCCGCCUCCACCUUUCCCUCCUCCACCACCGCCUCCCCCUCCUCUUCCGCCACCGCCUCCCCCUCCGCCUCCGCCUCCCCCUCCGCCUCCUCCCCCUCCGAGACCGACGGGCCCAACAACCACACCUAGACCCACUGUGAAGUGGGACACAGAGAUCGAGUCCUGCAACUCGAACGACUGCAGGGAGGUCAAAAUGCUCAUGGUCAAUUCCUUGGACAAGACACGAGAACCCUGCCAGGACUUCUAUGCCUUUGUUUGUAGCGAAGCUGAAAGAAACUAUGCUGCUAUGUAUGACACCGUGCAAGGUGGGACACUGAAGGUACUCGAACACAAUAUUUCUACCGACAUCAGAAGAGAACUUUAUACUCCCGCACCGUUCCAAGGCCAAACCGUGUCUCAGAAAAGUGUGGCAUUCUUCCAACACUGCAGCGACGUGGAGAACGCGAUCGGUAGCAACUUCAAUGGCAUAAAAUACUUCCUAGAACAACAUGGUAUCACUUUCGAAGAGAGUACGAUGUCAUUCGACCCCUUGGACAUGACAGUUAAAUUGGCCUUCGAGUUCGAUAUUCCUAUUUGGUUCAACUUUACUGCGGAACGGGUCGGUACGGGAUAUGACAUCGUCGUCGAGGAGCAGUCCGGAAUUUCGCGGGAGGAAUUUACGUUGAAUAGCAGGGGGACUUACCUUGAUAAAGCGCAGUAUGGACACAAAAUGCUGAACAAUAUAUUUGUCCGACGCUUCGAUUCAAUCUACAUCUAUGACGUGAUAAAAGGCGUGGAAUUUGUAUACGAGACAGUGAGGAACAAGCGACUCGGAGCACAGAAACGGAUUCCUCUCUCGACACUUCUGGACGAUGACAUUAACUCUGGCCUGACUAGACAAUGGACUGCAAUCCUUUCUCACUACAGUAAUCAACAUCUUCCAGGUAAUACCUACGUAAAGAUUCAUGAACGCGUUCGCAACACCUUUCGAGUAGUGUUCGCUGAAGCGAACAAUACGAACGCCAUGAGGAGCUACAUCGCUUGGAGAACUGCCGACACACUGUUCCAAACUGGUGCUCAAGCGAUGGAGAAGGAUACAGCGAGGGAGAUCGAAGACCACUGUCUGGGCUUGGUACUGUCGAUGCUGCCACAUACAAUAGGCUCUUCUGUGCUUUUCAAGGCCGUAAACCAACAGAGAGUAAACGCCGUGAAGAAUAUGCUAAACGAUAUCGUCGCUGCCAUCGACGAUUCCUUCACGCGGUUCACGUUUUUUAACAACACACGGGAUACUGCCAGACGCAAGCUGUCUCUGUUGAAGAUGAAUAUUGGCUAUAAUUCAAGGUUCGAUACACCAGAUAAAGUUAGAGACUACUACCGCAAUCUUCCAGAUUUGACCGGAUCUUUCAUCCAUGAUUUCAUCAAAGUGAAACGAUUCCUGACGACGACUUACUGGGAUCACGUUUUCGGCAACGAUGUCGACUUUAUUAACAACCUUUACGGCGCCCAGAUUCCACUGUUCGAAGCCAACGCGAAAUAUACAGCUGAGAUGAACCUGCUGACUAUACCACCUGCCAUGAUGUACAGCCCGCUCUUUGCCCUUGGAGGACCUACUGACGUGAACUACGGCGCUCUGGGACGUCUUAUGGCUCAUUACAUAAUGCGGGGCUACGAUCUGCACGGGCUUAGAUUCGAUGGCACAGGAGCCCCGUCGUCCUGGUUCCCCAAAGCAAAUGUGAUUAGCUAUGAAGCUGUCAUUUCCUGCAUAGAAGGUAUGGCAUUGACCGCACCUGGUAAUAGGUAUUCAGUAACGAGCAGGGAUGAAAAACUCGCGGACGUCCUAGGAAGUGUUUCUCUCCUGAACGCUUACAAGAAAGCUAAGGGUUCGAGUGCUAAGAUGUUUUACGUGUCCUGGUGUCUCCUCUGGUGCGGCAGACGGACGUUGCCUGGUAUUGAGUCGGAUGAUCUUCGGUGCAAUCUGCCUUUGAUGAAUUCUGACCAUUUCAGGGACACAUUCUUGUGUCCCUAUGAUUCGCCAAUGAAUCCGGCACAGAAGUGUAAGUUCUGGUAGGAGCACUCACCAGGAAAUAUAU
Ornithodoros turicata is the source of this 3266-nucleotide messenger RNA. RefSeq names its product neprilysin-1-like. The transcript is spliced from 14 exons. The record is from RefSeq and is a predicted model, not a curated record. Gene Ontology annotation, molecular function: metalloendopeptidase activity. The coding region runs from base 116 to 3244 and encodes 1042 amino acids. Gene Ontology annotation, cellular component: plasma membrane. NCBI's taxonomy places the organism in Eukaryota, Metazoa, Arthropoda, Arachnida, Ixodida, Argasidae. Gene Ontology annotation, biological process: protein processing.